Molecule: messenger RNA, 6725 nt
Organism: Paramuricea clavata
Lineage: Eukaryota; Metazoa; Cnidaria; Anthozoa; Malacalcyonacea; Plexauridae
Source: the annotation of a GenBank genome assembly
CGCCGGGAACAAAGCCGUAUAAGCAAUUUUUUUGGAAAAAACUGAAAACAAAAAAGUGAAAAAACAACAUGAAACUUUUGUAAAAAACAUUGAAAAUUAAUAUUGAAUUGUACAUUAAUGUGUCAAAGGAAAGUUUUGUAAAAUUCAUUUGAAUGAAAAGUGUGAUUUUCUGCAUAUGAAAUAUUAUUUUUUAUUAUGUUACUGGAGAAAUUUGCACUUCCAAAAACAGAUGAAAGAUUGGUCACUAUUGAUAAUACAAUAUUCAAAAUUAAAAUUCAUUUGGUUAAGCAGCCAAACAGAAAUGAAAAGAGGUAGUAUAUUCUAUGUUUUAGUGAAAAUUGAAUCUUUUACAAUAACAUACAAAAUUCAAUUAUACUGAUAACUUUAUAUAUAGUUACGAAGAAUUUUGCUCAAAUCCCAAACAUCAAGAAGAAAUUGAAGUAAGUUGUUUGAUAUGUCACCAGACAACAGAAUAUUUGAAAAAAUCUAGUUAUAUGGGGUACAUAUGCCAUCACCUUACCCCACCCCACAAAAUAGGGUUAUAACUUUCCCAAGAGAGGUGGGCCGAACACCUUCACCUCCCCAAGAUUGGAUCAUUUCCAGAGUGACCAAUUAUAAGUUCAGUUCACCAUCCAUUUACUGCUGAUAAAAUAUAACUGAUUGUCAGGUACAUCAAUGAAUUUAAGCAUAUCUUUGAAUUUUUUGAAAACCAUCAAUUGAUUGUAUUGUAUUCUCAGAAAAUAAUGAUAGUAUUGCUGACAUCUGAAGAUGACCCACAACCAAUCAGGACUAACAACUUAACUGUUUAUCCUUGUAUCCUUUUAGACCAAAUUAUAAUCAGCAUGCAAGCUAUAAGUUAAGCUACAUCACUGAUGACUCACUAGGAGGACUUUAUAGUAUAUAACUCAUUAAUUAAUAACAUAUUCUGCAUAGUUCUAUUGGUUUGAAACUGUUUUCUUUAGAGGUUUAGUAAUCAGUAUUAGAGACAUUGAUCCCCUAUUGGUCCAUGCAGUGUUAUUACAGAAGGAAACAACAGAAUAUCCAGAGAAAACCUGGUCAAACUUGACACAGCUACUCUUCUUACAUGCAUUACGGUGGCAAGGUGAAAGUAAUCAGUGAUCAGUCAACCAAGAUCAACAAUCCAUUCCAAAAAGUGUGGGACUGUCCCAGUCUGUCUUCCUAUCUCCACCCACAACCCCACCCUUGUCUGUCCCCCCAUCCCUGUCUGACCUCUAUCCCCAUCCUUGUCUGUCCCCCACCUCUAUCUGCACCCUUCUCUGUCCCCCUCCCCAUGGUUCUCUGUUCCUGAUGGGUCCCAUCCCCACGCUUGUAUGUCCCCUACCCAUCCCCACCCUUGUCUAUUCCCCACCCUUGUCUAUCUCCUCAUCUUGCAGGCAACUGCAUAUUGCAGGAAUGAAGCCCCAGAGGUGAAAUGGCCCAUGCACCAACCACUAUACACCUUUUUCAUAAAUGGCUGCCGAUUAAAAAUUCUUUUAUGUGCAUAUAAAUUGGCCCAACUAGCCUCGUACUCAUGUUAAGAUUUCAAAGGAAUUUCUACCCAGAAACGGGUGUAUAGUGUGCCACCAACAUGACCUCCCAAUCCUCUCUAAUCCUUUGCAAAUUAAGCUGCACCAGUAACAUCAUACUGUAUAUAUUUACUUUAACUGUUUGAUUAGAUCGGAAAAAGUGGGAGAUUGCACACAUAUUACAAUUUUACAGAAAUAAAGCACCACUCAAAACUUGUCCAUAUGUACAUUAUUUCUACAUUGAGCCAAAACUUGCAUUGUCAAAAAAACAUCACCUUGAAAAUAGGAAACAAUGUGAGAACAGUGGUACACCAGUUGAAAACAAUACCAAACAGACUACAUACCAUCGUCAAACAGAUCAAGGGAAUAAACCUCAGGAGGGCGCUAGAACCAUCAAUGAAAUGAAAGCCCAAAAGAAGACUGGUGAGAAACACGGUGACAAACCAUCCACAACAGCUACAAACACCGACCAAAUACAAAUCUUUGCUCAGCCUAACAACAAGCAAUUACCUCCAAACUCAACUGUGGAUAAAGGUGAGUUAUUUUCAUACAAAGUUAUAACACAAACAAAAUUAUUUCUUCCUUAAAAACCUUUAAAUGAUUCAUUCCGUUCUCUCCGCUUUAGCGCGCAUUACGACACGCCCAACUAUAUAGACCCAUUGCACUGACGUCACAAAUCCUUAGAGUGUCCUCCAGAAGCUCCCUAACAAUAUCUGUUCCGGUACAACAACCACAUACAGCGCAACAAUUAACCGUUUUAAUACAAAAUUAUUAUAAACUUUUAAAAAAUUUGCUUUGUUUACAAAAGUUAUGUUAUGCAUAGAUUGCUAAUUUGUCCUCCAGAUGCAUCGUCACCGGCGCUGUGACGUCAUGUGCAAUGGAUCUAUACUGUAUACACGGCACGCCGCACUAAAACUGCUCUAACUUCAUUCAAUGACGGUGACGGUCCAUACUAUAGGAUUCUUAAUUUUCCUUCGAUUUUACUUGCGGGAACAAAUGCUUGAGACGAAAACAAUAUUCUCAUGGUUAGGUAGUCCAGUAAGAUUAGAUAAGCCAAUAAUUUUUUUUGUCGCCAACGUCCUUUAGUCUUUACGUUUCUUCACUAUCAUCAAUCCAGCAUCGGGUUUCCGUGGAGUUUCUCAUCCUAUGUCCCACAUACGCCCUCUUGAAAUCCAGAAUCUGACGGCGUCAGAUUCUUCCUUUCAUGGUUUCAUCCUGCCCCGUUACAAAAAAUAGAGUACGUUACCUUGUGUCUCCGUUAAACAUGUUACCAUGGAAAUAAUUCUUCAAUGUCCUUUCGUUGUCUAGAAUAUGAUGAAUCAGAAAGCGAAGACAAUCAGGUUCCAUGCCUCAGGCUUAUCAAUUUUAUUGUUUUUCAAAUAAAUGAUUUCAGUAAGAGGCAAGAUUUUGGUGGCUCAUUUGACGGAUUUGACCGGGACAUGAGUGUUGAGAAAACUCUCGUGCAAACUCUACUUUCUCAACUCUCAUUCUCAUUUCACCAGGGCUUUAUGUAGCUAUAGCUUAAUUUAUCUGCUUCAGUAACUUCCCUACAUGAGUAGUAUAUAUGUUUCUCAUCUAUAGUCCGUUUCAAUCCUGGAUGGCAUACAGCUUUGCGAUGUCUCGAGUCCUGAAAACCUCAGUCCAGAAAGAUUGUCAAGCAGUAGUGAAGACGACGAGGUAUAUUCGACUGCAGGAGAUGAAGUAGCCGGCUCGCAACCCGAAACUAGAAAACAAGACAUGAAAGAAGAAAAGUCAUGUAAACCUAACAAACUUAUACGUGCAUCUGCAGCCAUACGUCAGACAAGGAAGAGACACGCUGAAGUACUGGAUGAGGUAGAAACAACCGUAUAUAAAAGGCUUGUCACGAAAUUAAGACAACUGCGCAUUGGGCGAGAUACAACCAGGGACGCCGGAACUGGGGGGCAGGAGGGGCAGCCGCCCCCGUUGCCCUUUACCAGGAGGGGCAAGGGGGGCAAAGGUGCCCUUUCAAUUUAAAGGAUUGCCUUUGCGAAAUAGGACAAAUAGCGAAUUGUCAGAAAUUGUAUGCAGGGCAAUUAGCGAAUGGUAGCGAUUUGUCAGUGCAAUUCUUUUACGAAUUUGCUUCAGAAAACGCAAUAAAUGCAGUCAUCGAGCUUCAAGAAUAGCACAGUUGCUUGGCGGAGAACCCCCUCACACCCCUAUCAUCCAAUAAAUAGAAAACACGAUUAGGCGAAGUUCAACUUACGAUGUUUUGCAAACAUUUCUUAGUAUAUAUCAAUACAAAAGUGCCCUUUCACGAAAAUCUGCCCCCCUUGCCUUCACAUAGUUCCGGCGUCCCUGGAUACAACCACCGGAAAAAUAUUCGAAAUUCUGUGGAUAUAUUUUUCAGGUCGUUGUAUCCCUCUCUAUCCACAGCUGUCUUGUGAUCGUCGCUACACUGGUACAAGACCGUUCGAGAAUAUUACGAAAUCUGCGGCUCUGGGGCCGGUUGUUCGAAGGCCGGAUAGCGCUAUCCACUGGAUAUAGUGACUUUUUCAACCAUUGUAAAAUGCUUGAAAAACUGUGAAAUUACUGAUAUAGACGACACAAGAAGUAUAAAAAACAUUUCACUUAUAAAUACUAAACUUUAAUACGAGUUAUACCAAUCAACGACUGGUUUAACAAAGCUUGAAAUCCGGUGUAUAGUGCUAUCCAGCAUUCAUAGAACUGGUCUCAGUUGGUUAGAGCGCGGUACCGCAGGGUCACAGGUUCGACUCCUGCCAGAGGGACCAUGCAUAUAGUUGCACAUUUUUCACAACUGCUCUUGGGUAGCUCUAAAACUAAAAAAAACGUAUCUACUAUGGAUCGUUUAAGCCCGUUUUCGACAUCUAACGUAUAUUGUAAUGAAACGUAAGCCUGGUUCACAUAAAAUCGUUAAGCAGUCGCAGACAUGUGCCGAAUUUUUAUUUGAACACAAAUGCAGAUUCGCGCAGACUGUCUGAGACCGGAUCGGCGACGGAUCGGGAAAGUUGAACUUGAUUCAACUUUCCCGAUCCGUCGCAGAUCGUUCAUAUAAAAAUUCGGCACAUGUCUGCGACUGUUUAACGAUUUUAUGUGAACCAGGCUGUAGAUGAGAAGAUAUUCUAAUGUUUCAAUUUUGUAAUAAAGUUCUGUUUUGUUACAUUCCAGGCGGAACCGAAGAGAAAGAAUUAUUCAGGUAAUAAUUCUUUCAAGCGCUGCUCAAAAGAGGAUGAGAGCUUGUAAGCGAAAGUUCGCAUGAGAAACUCCUGCGGUUAAAAUGGAGUCAAACGAAAACAAGGAAGAACUUAUUUCGCUGACCUCAGAAUGACAUUUCGUCAAAAAAAUUUUUCUUCAAGAUUGGUUUAGAAACAAACUUGGAGUAGGGUUAGGUUAGGAUUAGGGUUAGGUUAGAGUUGGUGUUUGGAAUAGGGUUAGUGUUAGUAAAACCGUUGCUUUGUUACGUUUUGUCACUCUGAGGCCAGCGAAAUAACCUCUUCCCGAAAACAAAUACAUCAUAGAGUUGUAUGCGAGUUGACUGGAUAUUGAUGGAAUCGAAUUGAAAUAGACCUUAUGCAUAAUGACGUCACAAGGCUUGAUGCCCGUAAGGAAUGCUGGUCUUAGUAGUCAUCGCCCGGGAAUAUUUCGAUAGUGGCCAUUUUGAAUUGUUUAAUUUUCCCGGGCGAUGGCUACUAAGACCAGCAUUCCUCGCGGGCAUCAAGCCUUGUGACGUCAUUAUGCAUAAGGUCUAUUGCAACAGGAGAAUGAAUGACAGUUUGCGGUGAAACGCGAGCGAGAACUGCAACUCUCGUCAAUUCCUAUCCUCACUUGAUCAGGGCUUAAACCACCCAAACUGUACAUGUACUAUUAAGUAGUACAUUGCCUAACAGUUGUUGCAAAUCAACAUUGUUAUUUUUUAUUUACUCAAGUGACAGAAUAUUUAGAUACGAAUCGUCAUGAGGUACAAGAACAAGAUCUUCAAGAAUUAUUACGAUUUCAACACUUAGCAACUCCUGAUGAAGAAAAACCUGGUGAGGGACUAGGUUGUUCGAUCUUUUGGACAAAUUUUCUUUUGCAUCGCUCGGACAUGGGCAGUUCUUUAGACUGUCCGCCAGGAAUUUAUUCUUUUGGUGAAGAAUAUCUCGCUUAUUUAGGAAUCUUGUACCCAUUUAGCUUAAUCCUGGGUUACCGCCAAAUCUUGAAAGCAAACUUUCCAAUAGCUUGUUUAGAAACUUUGGAAAUUGUUUCAGAAAUCUUGUCUGUGACUCAAUUUAAAAGCUUUGUUUUCUGAAGGGCAGGAAAAAACCUGGAGACAAAAAUUUCCUGCAGACCAACAGAGUAUUUUUGUGCUAAAUCUGCAUGUGCAUAAACACAUACUGCCCUAGCUGACCAUGGUUUUAAAUUCCAGGAAUAAUGUCUGUCAACCAUACGUUGUUGCGCCCAUAGUGGAACAUGGCUGUUAAGGUUUCCUUCAAAUUUUCAACAGCAAAUCUUCAUUCAAACGAAUUUCCUGCAGCUGUUUGACAAUUCCUGUGCUCGCCUAUUUUUUCCACCCCUGAAGCUACGCCUACUGCCACUUAAUUUUCAACUGCCAUUUCAUAUUUUUUCCUUUCAAACAGCCGUCGAAGAACGAGGAUCUAGUAGUAUACAGCGAGUCUUUAGGUACGUGGUAAUUAUCUUGUUUUCCUUCUUUCAUUUCCCAUUCACAUCGUUCACUACAGGGGCUGUGUUACACAGUACUACUGUUUUCUAUUUAUUUUAUUUAGUUCUGUCAAGAAACUCGUGUUUGGUUAAAUUGAAAAUGAACGGUUGGUUGUCAGGUUACGUUUAGGCCUAGUUGAAACGUCGAGCUAAAUAAAUAAAUAGCGGAGGGGUGCAGUACUACCCCACUCCCACCCCACCACCAAACUCGUUGUUUGAGCUCGUUCUCAUUAGGUUUCUGUACACGAAAAGUUUGACGUUUCAACUGGGCUAGUACUUUUACACAUAUAGCUUAUUCUUGGUAAUCUUUCAACUACCUUCUUUGUUCUGAUGUUUUCCCAAUUUCAUUGCUAUUGAAUUAUUAUUGUACAUGGAUAUUAUUGAACAUAUUUGAUAUUAUUAAUUCACAGUAUUAUUGCUGUAUAUGCUAAUGCUAUGAUAGAGAAUACAUAUUAUCAUGUGAUGGUGGUCAAUCUCCAGUUAUCAAAGUGAUUAUUUAACAAUUAUUCGCCGAAGUCGAGG